Molecule: messenger RNA, 3534 nt
Organism: Euleptes europaea (tarantolino)
Lineage: Eukaryota; Metazoa; Chordata; Lepidosauria; Squamata; Sphaerodactylidae
Gene: UBE3A
Product: ubiquitin protein ligase E3A
Exons: 13
Coding region: 330-2966 (878 amino acids)
Biological process (GO): protein polyubiquitination; ubiquitin-dependent protein catabolic process
Molecular function (GO): ubiquitin protein ligase activity
Source: RefSeq, a predicted model, not a curated record
AGGUCUGUAACCAGUUGAAGACCACUUGGUAGCUUGCAAGACCAAUCCACUGAAGUGCUGAUAGAAAAUGCAAUGGAAAUCUUCAGCUGAAGAGCAAAAAGCCAAUGGGUGGCUUCGGGGUGCUGUGGGUACGAGUGUUGCUGAAUAAUCGCUGGCUGGCAGCGACAUGACAGAGUAGAAGAUCAGCCCUACAUCUUAUACCAGUGAAACCAGAUCACAGGAGACAGUUGACAGCCCCAUUAAGCUUAUGCUUGGCUCAGCACAAGAGGACAGGCGAGAACCUAUUUUUGAUCAACAACACAAAACUGUGAUCACCCCAAUGUCACCGAAUGGCCACAGCUUGUAAAAGAUCACCAGGAGAACCUCACUCUGAAACCAUUGAAGCUAGCCGAAUGAAGCGAGCAGCUGCAAAGCAUCUAAUAGAACGCUACUACCAUCAGUUAACUGAGGGCUGUGGAAAUGAAGCCUGCACGAAUGAAUUUUGUGCUUCCUGUCCAACAUUUCUCCGUAUGGAUAACAAUGCAGCAGCCAUUAAAGCCCUCGAGCUUUAUAGGAUUAAUGCAAAACUCUGUGAUCCUCAUCCCUCCAAGAAAGGGACAAGCUCGGCUUACCUAGAAAACAAUUCCAAAGGUGCCCAUAACAACUCCUGCACUGACAGAAAAAUGAACAAGCGGGAAAUGCAAGGCCCAAGGGAUGACUUUAAAGAUGUGACUUUCUUAACAGAAGAAAAGGUAUAUGAAAUUCUUGAGCUAUGUGGAGAAAAAGAGGACUAUUCCCCUUUAAUCCGUGUCAUUGGGCGAGUGUUUUCUAGUGCCGAGGCAUUGGUACAGAGUUUUCGAAAAGCCAAGCAGCAUACUAAGGAAGAACUAAAAUCUCUUCAAGGAAAGGAUGAAGAUAAGGACGAAGAUGAAAAGGAAAAGGCUGCUUGUUCUUCUGCCAUGGAGGAAGAUUCGGUUGCACCAUCAUCAUCAUCCAGAGUAGGCGAUAACACACAGGGGGAUAACAACCUACAAAAACUAGGCCCAGAUGAAGUGUCUGUAGACAUUGAUGCAGUCAGACGGGUCUAUAACAGAUUACUUUCUAACGAAAAAAUAGAAUCUGCCUUUUUAAAUGCACUUGUGUACUUGUCACCCAAUGUGGAAUGUGACUUGACUUACCAUAAUGUGUACUCUCGAGAUCCCAACUAUCUCAACUUGUUUAUUAUUGUUAUGGAAAAUGGUAAUCUUCAUAGUCCUGAGUAUCUGGAAAUGGCACUGCCGUUGUUUUGCAAAGCAAUGAGUAAGUUACCCCUCGCAGCCCAAGCAAAACUGAUCAGAUUGUGGUCAAGGUAUAGCGCAGACCAGAUUCGACGAAUGAUGGAAACGUUUCAGCAGCUUAUCACCUACAAAGUCAUAAGCAACGAAUUCAACAGUCGAAAUUUAGUCAAUGAUGAUGAUGCCAUUGUUGCUGCUUCAAAGUGCUUGAAAAUGGUUUACUAUGCAAAUGUAGUAGGAGGGGAUGUGGAUACAGAUCAUAACGAAGAGGAGGAUGAAGAGCCUAUCCCAGAAUCCAGUGAGCUGACACUUCAAGAACUGCUGGGUGAGGAGAGAAGAAAUAAAAAAGGGCCUCGAGUAGACCCACUGGAGACUGAACUUGGAGUAAAAACUAUAGAUUGCCGAAAACCACUUAUCCCCUUUGAAGAGUUUAUUAAUGAACCACUGAAUGAUGUUCUAGAAAUGGACAAAGAUUACACUUUCUUCAAGGUAGAAACAGAAAACAAAUUCUCCUUUAUGACGUGCCCCUUCAUAUUGAAUGCUGUUACCAAGAACCUGGGAUUGUAUUAUGACAACAGAAUCCGCAUGUACAGUGAACGACGCAUUACUGUACUCUACAGUUUAGUUCAAGGACAGCAGUUAAAUCCGUAUUUACGGCUUAAAGUGAGACGUGAUCAUAUCAUAGAUGAUGCGCUUGUCCGGUUAGAAAUGAUUGCCAUGGAAAAUCCAGCAGACUUGAAAAAGCAAUUAUAUGUGGAAUUUGAAGGAGAACAAGGAGUUGAUGAAGGAGGAGUUUCCAAAGAGUUUUUUCAGCUAGUUGUAGAGGAAAUCUUCAACCCUGAUAUUGGUAUGUUCACUUAUGACGAGUCAACAAAAUUGUUUUGGUUUAACCCAUCCUCUUUUGAAACUGAGGGACAGUUUACACUGAUAGGAAUUGUCCUGGGUCUGGCCAUUUACAAUAACUGUAUUCUGGAUGUUCAUUUUCCGAUGGUCGUCUACAGAAAGCUAAUGGGCAAAAAAGGAACGUUCCGUGAUCUGGCAGACUCUCACCCUGUUCUCUAUCAGAGUUUAAGAGACUUAUUGCAGUAUGAGGGGAGUGUGGAAGACGAUAUGAUGAUAACCUUCCAGAUAUCUCAUACGGAUCUCUUUGGUAAUCCAAUGAUGCAUGAUUUAAAGGAAAAUGGAGAUACAAUCCCUAUUACAAAUGAAAACAGAAAGGAAUUCGUCAAUCUGUAUUCUGACUACAUUCUCAACAAAUCAGUGGAGAAACAGUUCAAGGCCUUUCGAAGAGGGUUUCACAUGGUAACCAACGAGUCUCCCCUAAAAUAUUUAUUUAGACCAGAAGAGAUUGAAUUGCUUAUUUGUGGAAGUAGGAAUCUAGACUUUCAAGCACUAGAAGAAACUACAGAGUAUGACGGCGGCUAUACCAGAGACUCUCUGAUUAUUAGGGAAUUUUGGGAAAUCGUCCAUUCAUUUACAGAUGAGCAAAAAAGACUGUUCCUCCAGUUUACAACAGGCACAGAUAGAGCACCAGUAGGAGGACUUGGAAAACUAAAAAUGAUUAUAGCCAAAAAUGGCCCCGACACAGAAAGGUUACCUACAUCUCAUACAUGCUUUAAUGUCCUUCUGCUUCCGGAGUACUCCAGCAAAGAGAAACUUAAGGAGCGAUUGUUGAAGGCCAUCACAUAUGCCAAAGGAUUUGGCAUGCUGUAAUAAAAUAAAUAAAAAUAACAAAAGGGAUAAAGAGAUUGGUGGUGAUGGUGUCCCUGUCCCAAAAAAUAAAUCAAGCCCCCAUAAAAGGCCAUAAGAUAUAACAAGCUACAGUAGUCACCUGUGUUUGUGCCUCCCUUCUUCACUUGGGGACAUUUGGGCUGGAACAGCAGAUUUCAGCUGCUUCUAUGAACAAAUUAUUUUCUUUUAGCGUGAAAGUGUUACAUAUUCUUUCACUUGUAUGUACAGAGAGGUUUUCCUGAAUAUUUAUUUUAAAGGGUUAAAUCACUUUUGCUUGUGUUUAUUACUGCUUGAAGUUGAGCCUUUUUUUGAGUAUUUACAAGAAAACAAAACUGUACUCUUCUCCCACCCCCACCCCACACAGAAAAUAUUGCCAUCAUUUGUAGAUCGUGUAACCUUUAAGUCUGUGCUACAUUUUUGUCCCAGUAAUCAAAAUCAGGAACUGUACUUUUUUGAACAGUUUUGCUUUUGAAACUUGAAGUCUUGCGGGGUGGGGGGGGAAAUGGUAUGAUGCAAUGACUGCUGUUCUAGCCCCCAAAGAAAUUUGUGG